Molecule: messenger RNA, 1347 nt
Organism: Aspergillus candidus
Lineage: Eukaryota; Fungi; Ascomycota; Eurotiomycetes; Eurotiales; Aspergillaceae
Product: SDR family NAD(P)-dependent oxidoreductase
Exons: 2
Coding region: 529-1314 (261 amino acids)
Molecular function (GO): oxidoreductase activity, acting on the CH-OH group of donors, NAD or NADP as acceptor
Source: RefSeq, a predicted model, not a curated record
AAAAAGCGCCAGCAAAUAUGCGAUCCAUUCCAGUGCAGUAUUCACCAGUUGCGACGACACAAUAUGCGAACUCGGGAUUUCCGCUCACAGUCCAAGUAAUGUUGCACCUCACCUCUGAUAUAAACUGAGACAUCGCUAUAUGGAAUCAACACGGGCAUCGGUCCCAAUCCAUCUGCUGAGUCCUGGCCGAACACGACCUUCUGCCUCAGGCAUCAGCAAGGGACCCGCUUAUACGCAAUACGAGAGGAAUACGCAACACGCGGCCCCAUCUUGCCGGCCCUGAUAGGUUCACCGCGAACCACUUUGACAGACGCCUAGAUUAAGCCAGGACUUUUAGCAGAGAAAGGUGGCUAAGAUGGGAGGUCGUACGGUACUAGAUGGAUUGAUCCCACCGGUCUGGACUGGGGCGGAAUGUGCUGAUAUAAAAGCCCAGGGGCUGUCGCAUUUUGGGCCCCUUUACUCUCCAACACUGUCGUUUGCAACACCCAGCUCGAAAAAAAGAAGAAUUAUAAAUUUAUAAAAUACAAAAUGACUGAUAUCACUGGAAAGACCUGUCUCGUAACCGGCGGUGCCGGCGGCCUCGGCAAAGCCAUCGCCACGCGCUUCCUCGCUGCCAACGCCAACAUCGUCAUCUGCGACAUCAACGAGGCCAGACUGCAGGAGACAGAGACAGAGUUGUCGGGCACCAGCAGCGCGGGCAAGGUCAAGGCGAUCAAGGCGGAUAUCACGUCCGCAGCUGCUGUGCAGACCCUCUUCGACGAAAUCGUCGCCACGUUCGGCAAGGUCGACAUCCUCGUCAACAAUGCCGGCAUCAUGGACCGGUUUGACCCUGUCGGCGACCUCGACGCGAGCCUCUGGGACAAGGUCAUCGCCGUGAACCUGACGGCGCCGUUCUUACUGAGCAAGCUGGCGGUGCAGAACAUGCUCGCGCAGGAGAAGGUCGAGGGCAACAUUGUUAAUAUUGUUUCGUUGGCGGGACGGGGUGGUGGCGUUGCAGGCGCCGCAUACACGGCCAGCAAACACGGCCUUGUCGGUCUCACGAAGAACACGGCCGUCGCGUACGGCAACAAGGGCAUCCGGUGCAAUGCGCUCAUGAUGGGCGGUAUGGACACCAACAUCACUGAGGCUUUCAUGGCCGGAAUCAAUCGCGAAGGCAUGGAACGCAUUGAGCAGCUCAUGCAGGCGAUGCGGAUCCCUAUGUGUCCGCUGGGAGAGGUCGCCGAGGUGGUGUUUACGUUGACGUGUGGGCCUGGAGCCAGGCUGAUGAACGGGAAUUGCGUGCCUGUUGAUAAUGGCUUUUCGGCUGUUGCUUAGAUGUUGGGGUUAUGAUUAAUGUGUAUAUAGUAG